Molecule: messenger RNA, 386 nt
Organism: Acyrthosiphon pisum (pea aphid)
Lineage: Eukaryota; Metazoa; Arthropoda; Insecta; Hemiptera; Aphididae
Exons: 2
Coding region: 71-325 (84 amino acids)
Source: RefSeq, a predicted model, not a curated record
UAAAAUCUACGAAGUACUCAAUUUUUUAAACAAAACUCUGGAAAAAUCUGCCUGGGCAGCCGGAGAGAUAAUGACUGUGGCUGAUUUCGCUUUGCUCGCUUCCAUUUCGACCAUUGAUGCUAUCGAUUUUUACAUGAAAAAUUACGAAAAAAUUCAAAACUGGCUCAAAAAUUGCAGUGAAAUGAAAUACUAUGGAGCUAAUAAAAAAGGAAUUGGUGAAAUAGUAUCUUUGUUAAGACCUAAGGAUGCGAAUAAAAGAGAAAAUAAAAUAAAUAAUAAUAAAAAGUCACAAUACUUGGAGAUUAUAUUCGGGGCUAAAUUUUAAAAAAAAUUACGUUUUUCCGUUUUUGGGUUUUUAAACUUUAUAUAAUUUUAAUGUUUAACGU